GGGUGCAUGUGCUAAGUAACGGGGGACGUAAACAUGCAAUAAGUGGCAACCAGGUAGUGUACUACGCACGAGCGCUCGCUCCGGACCUCCUCACUGAACUUUACCCGCUGAGCUUUGACGCGAUGGCUGCUGCUCUGGGGGAAGUUGGAGGCGUCUUGCACGGCAUCGAUGGUGUCCCACAGGUCGGGUCCACUUUCUUACUGACCCCUCCCGGGGACAGUCCGACCCUUCUGGGGGAGCACUUCAUGAUGUCCGGGGACAGGCUCUCGCGCAGCACCGCGGCGGAUUUAACGCACCUCAAAGGGAUUCUCAGGAGGAGACAGUUAUACUGCAGGACUGGAUUUCACCUGGAAAUACUUCCGGAUGGCUCGGUGCAAGGGACGAGGAAGGACCACAGUCGUUUUGGUAUUUUGGAAUUCAUAAGCCUUGCUGUUGGGUUGAUAAGCAUUCGAGGGGUGGACAGUGGACUCUAUCUGGGGAUGAACGACAAAGGAGAGCUGUAUGGAUCUGAGAAGCUCUCAGCUGAAUGUGUCUUCAGGGAGCAGUUUGAGGAGAACUGGUACAACACAUACUCGUCCAACCUCUACAAACACGGAGACAGAGGGACGCGUUACUUUGUGGCAUUAAAUAAAGACGGGACACCAAGGGACGGGACUAAAUCCAGGCGGCACCAGAAAUUUACACACUUCUUGCCCAGGCCUGUGGACCCUGACCGCGUGCCGGAGCUGUACAGGGAUAUCCUGGGACACAGCUGAGGUCUGGGAGCCCGGUCCAGUUCAGGAAUAGCUGCUAAAGCCCUGGCAGGCAGGGAGCAGAGAAGAGGAGAGGGACCCAGGCAGGGGUGUGCCUGGUGCAGGCUGGGGGACAGCAGCCCGACCGGCAGGGAUAAAGGCACCGGGGCCUCUUGUAGGAAUGCAUGGGCCAUCUCUCAGCAGCCAGGAAGACGGCUCACGCUCGGCAUGAGGGGCUUGUUUGUCUCACAGGGCCGGACGACCCUUAAAGUACCUACGUGGAAUAGGAGAUGAAUGGGAAGCUGAUCAUGGGGCAUCUCCUCUGGUCACACAGGGUCCAUGGGAAUCUGUCGAGUCAUGAAAUAGUACUUUAAUUUUGUCAGAGAGCCGUCAAUUGUUCAGAAGGACCUUGAAGGAAUUCAGUUUUAUUUUGUUUUCUUACCUUUGUCUCAACCUGUUU
Notothenia coriiceps (black rockcod) is the source of this 1191-nucleotide messenger RNA. RefSeq names its product fibroblast growth factor 20b (gene fgf20b). NCBI's taxonomy places the organism in Eukaryota, Metazoa, Chordata, Actinopteri, Perciformes, Nototheniidae. The record is from RefSeq and is a predicted model, not a curated record. Bases 123 to 755 code for a protein of 210 amino acids. The transcript has 3 exons. Gene Ontology annotation, molecular function: growth factor activity.